GCUUGAAUGUCAUUAUUUUAAACCAAUGGGGUUGUGCCUCAAAACUUCGGGAACACAGGCUGCGAGAUGAAAGCUCUGCAGUUCCUUCAUGCGGCUGGCGAGUUCCCAGCCCCAUCGCUCAGGCAUCUUGAAUAGUUGUGUCCCUGCACUUAUAGCCUUGGUGGUUCAUAGAUUACCGAAUCGGGCGGAAGCGAGACAGAUCUGCGACACCACCGCGACAGUCUCGAACCCACCUCCAACGGUUCGAGCAUCAAACACCCCCGCCGUUGCGCCCAGCCAAGUGCGCAUCACCAAAAUCUCGCCAUUCUUGCAGGCGAUCAACGUUUCUCCCAGUGCCAUGCCGAGAGCAGGGGGCUGGUGUUUCGCCAUGUGCGCGACCGGCCUGCAAGCUCUUCAGUGUCAACAAUUUCAUGCGUGGAUUUAAGGAAUAGAAUAUCCCCAGGCAUAAACUUUCUCCUCAUCUCAUCGCUCUUGCCUCAUAAUACCAGUGCUCCACUCUCUUUCUCUUACUUCAUCAGCUUCUUAUUGUCCGAGCCG
Molecule: messenger RNA, 537 nt
Organism: Alternaria alternata
Lineage: Eukaryota; Fungi; Ascomycota; Dothideomycetes; Pleosporales; Pleosporaceae
Exons: 2
Coding region: 89-424 (111 amino acids)
Source: RefSeq, a predicted model, not a curated record